Didymodactylos carnosus is the source of this 2142-nucleotide messenger RNA. NCBI's taxonomy places the organism in Eukaryota, Metazoa, Rotifera, Eurotatoria, Philodinida, Philodinidae. The record is from the annotation of a GenBank genome assembly.
AUGGCUAAAUUAGAUCCAGUAAAUCUUUUUACAGAAGAUGUAGGCUCAAAACGACCAUCAUCUAAACUAUUCUGUGGAAUUCAAUCUAAACGUUUAUUCUACAUUUUACUUGGGAUAAUUCUACUUUUAUCACUUAUACUUGUCAGUUUAAUUAUCAUAUUAGCUGUACCAAAAUCCACAUCUAAAAUAUCACCUGAUAAAGUGAAAGAUACUUGUUUAACUGAUCCAACUCCAGAAUGUAAAUUUUGUGUAUCAAAUGGUUGUAUUGCAGCGGCAGCACACCAAAGUUUAUUUAUCGACAAGAACGUGGAACCUUGUGAUAAUUUUUUUCGAUACGCAUGCGGAAAUUGGUUAAAAACAAGAGAUUACAAAUCGUUUGAAGUUGAAAGGACUGUAAUUGGUGAUAUUGUAAAUGAAAUCGAUAGUGAAAUGGAAGUAUUAUUGGAUGGACCAGUAAAUGAAAUCAAUAAAGCAUCUUGGGAAUGGAAGAUAAAGGUAUAUUAUCAAGAAUGUCGGGAUGACUACGGUCGAGUUAGUAAUAGUGGUCAGGCAAUGAUUGAAUUAAUUAAUGCUGCUGCUAAUGGAUGGUUUCUGUUUGAUGGUGGUGAUAAUACAGCACUAAUAAAUAAUAAGCAAACAUUAUUUGAACAAUUUGCAUAUAUCCAAGCUAGUUAUGGUACUCGUGCAAUAUUCGAUGUGCGAAUAAAAGAUGAUAAACUUGAAUUUUAUCCGCAUGGUCUGAGUAUGGAAUAUCAAGAUUAUGUAUUAGAUGAUGAUGUAUCAAAUAAUUUAGAUUUUAGAGAAUUAAUGAAUUAUGUAUUGGCCGAUGCAAGUAUUUUAGAACCAUCAACGCCUGUCUAUGUAACAAAUCCAAGAUAUUUCGCUGAAGUAUUUAAAUUAUUACAACAAAUGAUGAAUGAUAAUAGUACACUCGGUCGUCGAGAAAUUCAUAAUUACAUGCGAUGGCGUCUUGUUCAAGCGUAUAUCAAUGAUUUAAGUUAUCAUUAUGUACAUGCUAAUCGCAUUUUCACUGAAAAAUAUUAUGGUCAUCCACUACAUAUGACAAACGAUGCUUAUUGUGCGCGUGAAACAAUACAAAAAUUUCCAUUAGCAAUGAUUCGUCUAUAUACACGGUUCAAUUUUCAUCAUGAUAAUACAGAAGAAGUAUCAACAUUGUUAACAUAUUUAAAAGCUUCUUUAUUGAAUUAUAUCAAUGAGAACAAAUGGAUGGAUGAACAAACAAAACAAAUUGCUAGGGAAAAAGCAAACCAAUUAAUAACAUCCGUUGGUUAUACGACCAUUGCUCAGGAUGAUAAUGAGCUCAAUAAAUAUUAUGAAAAUCUCAUUGUUAAUCAAACUUCUCAUUUUCAAAAUGCUUAUAAUUUUGUUCAAUUUCGAAGAACGAUAUUAUCCGAUGCAAUUUUAUUUCCCAAUAAACUUGACCACUGGGACACAUUUCAACAACGAAAUAAAUUAUUUGAUUAUGUUGCUGUGUUAAAUAGAAUAUUUGUCAUUUCACCUGCAAUGCAAGUGCCAUUGGUUAAUCAUAUAUGGCCACCAUCACUCAAUUUUGGAAGUCUUGGUGUCUUAUUGGCUGAAAAAGUAUUUUCCGUAAUCGAUAUAAAUGAAGGUAACGCUUAUUUAGCAAACGGUACAAACUUUAAUUGGUGGACAACAAAUACUGCCAAAUCUUAUAGCGAAAGUCGUCAAUGUAUAACGGAUUAUUAUACCAACGUUGUUCAACAUCUAAUCUACGAUGUUGGUGGAACAUCGGUAACAGUAACGCUAUCCGGUGAACCAUUUUCACCCAUAACUCUUCGACAGAUAGGUGCUUUGAGAUUGGCUCACAUGGCACUGAACAAUUACGUUAGUAGCACUAAUACUCUAGGAUAUUCAAAAGAGCACUUAUUACCGAUCUUAGAAAGAAACUCGACAUUAGAUCAACAAUUUUUUCUAGCCUAUGCUCAAUCACAAUGCUUUAAACGAAAGGAGUUAAUUCAAUUAGUUCUAACUCAGUUCGGCUCCUAUGAUGAAGAAACAGCAUUGAAUACAGCAUUAACACAUAUGAAUGAAUUUAAAGAUGCAUUCAAUUGCGCACCAGAUCGACCGAUGAAUACUAAGACAAAAUGUUUUGAUACAUAA